AUGGCAACAGCGUAUUCUCCUAGUGCAAUCAUUAUCGGGGCGGGCCCUAGCGGUAUUUCACUUGCGUAUCGACUGAGGCACGAACUGGGGUUUGACGACUUUUUGAUAUAUGAAAAGCUAGAUGGUGUUGGAGGCACUUGGAGGACGAACACUUACCCUGGAUGCGGAUGUGACCUCCCAUCCCACUUGUACUCGUUUAGUUUCAACCUGAAUCCGAACUGGUCGAAGGAGCUAUGCGAGCAGCCAGAGAUUCUGCAGUAUAUUGAGGAUACUGUGGACAAAUUCGACCUCCGCAAGCAUGUCAUCACCUCGGUGGAGUGCUCCGGCGCCGUAUGGGAUGAAUGUCGCGAAGAAUGGGCUGUCUCUUUACGUGAUCUCAAAACAGGACUGAGCUUUGUGCGGUAUGCGACCAUUUUUGUGUCAGCCGUCGGGGCAAUUUCCUUCCCUCGGGAUGUGAGGUUCCCGAAUAUGAACCAAUUCCGAGGCCCGAUAUUUCACACAGCUCGAUGGGACCACUCAGUCGACUACAGUGGCAAGCGAGUGGCAGUUAUUGGAAACGGCUGUAGCGCCGCUCAAGUCGUACCUGCGAUGGCUGAGAAGGCCUCUUUCGUGCAACAGUAUGCUCGUAGCGCUCAGUGGUACCAUCCUCGUCCAAAUCAUCAUUUUUCCAGAGUGGAAAAAUGGGCUUUCCGCUGGAUUCCCUUGUUACAACGCUGGCUCCGCUUACGAAUUUUUCUCAAGGCAGAGACGGAGUCAAACACCUAUUUCCCGUCCCCUGAAGGGGUGAAAGCCCGUAUUGAGGCAGAAAAAGAAUCAAAAGAGUAUAUACUUUCUAAAACGCCAGAGAGAUACUGGGACUUUAUUGUGCCCAACUUUCCGCUUGGAUGUAAGAGAAGAAUAUUUGACCCAGGCUAUCUUGAAUCUCUCCACCGGAGCAAUGUCUCGCUCCGAAAUGAGGGAAUCAAGGAGUUCACUGAAUCAGGAAUUAUUGGUUCCUCCGGUGACGAGUAUCAUGCGGAUAUUAUCGUCCUCGCGACAGGCUUCCAGGUGUCCCAGUUCCUAACUCCAAUGGAGAUAGUGGGAAGACGCGGAGUUUCAUUGAAUAAACAGUGGGAAGAGUCCAGAGGGGCACAGGCAUACUACGGUACACACGUGCACAACUUCCCGAACAUGGGCAUAAUCUUUGGACCCAACGUUUUUCCAGCGAACAACUCAGCCUUGUUUGCCUGCGAAACACAGGUUUCAUAUGCAGUCAAGUCGCUUUUCAUACCUAUCCUGGACCGCAGGGCUCGUGUACUAGAAGUGAAACAAUCAGCAGAGGAAAAGCACACGAACCUUAUGCAACUGCGACUAAAGGACACUGUGUUUUCUGGUGAUUGCUCAAACUGGUACAUGGGUAAGUAUGGCCGGAACGCAGCAUCAUGGCCGGCUAAGGCGGGUAGAUUUUGGUAUGAAACCUACUUCCCUGAUUGGGAUUCAUUCACUUGGAGGGGUGGUUUCUCUCUUUGGCCAGUCUACCGGAUACAGAGAUGGCUGAGGGCAUAUCCACGAAUAGGUGAUCGGGCAUUGUAUUCUUCUUAA
Aspergillus pseudotamarii is the source of this 1581-nucleotide messenger RNA. RefSeq names its product flavin-containing monooxygenase. The coding region runs from base 1 to 1581 and encodes 526 amino acids. Lineage: Eukaryota; Fungi; Ascomycota; Eurotiomycetes; Eurotiales; Aspergillaceae. The record is from RefSeq and is a predicted model, not a curated record. The transcript has 10 exons.